Molecule: messenger RNA, 960 nt
Organism: Aureobasidium pullulans EXF-150
Lineage: Eukaryota; Fungi; Ascomycota; Dothideomycetes; Dothideales; Saccotheciaceae
Exons: 2
Coding region: 1-960 (319 amino acids)
Source: RefSeq, a predicted model, not a curated record
AUGGAGUUGUCACAAAGAAAUACGACAAGGUGGCAGCGCCUAACCCACGGUUACAACAAAUACUGGUACUGUAAGGCUGCGCUUCGUUGGCUCGCUCUGGUCACCGCGGUCGUCACUCUUAUCACUUUUGGCGCGACAUGGCGCGAUUAUACUCUCUAUAGCCAAUAUGAUGUUGGAUAUGUGUAUGAGAGCUUGGCCAUUACUUGUCCUCUAAUCGCAGUCAUUGUUGAUGUUUUCGCCAUUGUUCUAUUGUUCAGGACUCGGAAGAAUUCAAACAUCAAUCCUGUCUUCUUACUGGCCGGCGACACCUUGACUCUUCCUUUGCUGAUUAUCGACAUGGCCAUCACAUGCCCUGGCGAAUUCGGCUUCCACGUCAGCACUGCAUCUGUAGAGUUUCCGCUCGUGAUGGUCUGGGGUCUUACUGUAGGCCUAACAGCACUGCAUCUAAUCCUUUUCAUCACUAGUAUCUGGGAAACACACAUUUUCAGGGCCAUGCGCAGGGAACAGAAGAUGUCUGGUUCGGUCAAUCUUCAAGAUCUGAAACAUCGAUCGCAGGACUUGGAAAGCGACACUAGCACAAUUUCAUCAGUCACCGAGGGGCCCAUAAGGGUUGAACUGCCAGAUGGCAGGAUAUUUGAGCUUCCAGAGGGAACCAGGUUUGAGCUGUCCGCCGAACAGCGAUCGGAAUGCCGGCACAACUUCCCGGUGUGUUCCUGGCAGAGCUUGAGGCACCGGUACCGACACGAAGAGUCGACGAGAAAAACGAUCAAGGACCGAUCACAACAGCUCGCUCGGUCGUCGACAAUUUGCUCGAGAUACACUCAAGAAAUGGUCCGUGAAUAUGUUCCCGUGCCAAACCAAAAUCAAAGUCAUCAUCCAAUCAGCAAUGAAACGUACAUAUGUACCUCCCAAACUUCAGAAGCGCAGAUGAUCUACAAGAACUGCGACUGCUCGAGUUGA